Messenger RNA from Striga hermonthica, 495 nucleotides. The record is from the annotation of a GenBank genome assembly. NCBI's taxonomy places the organism in Eukaryota, Viridiplantae, Streptophyta, Magnoliopsida, Lamiales, Orobanchaceae.
AUGGCAGCUUUCGUGGUUCGUAGAUCUAGCGGGCCGGUAAUCCGGUCCAUUUCCCCUUCAUCAGGGCUGAGCCGCCACAUCUCCGCCCAAUCGCCGCCGUCCUCCCCCGCCCGCGGGAACCUAGACGACAACCGCCCUUCCCGGCCAUUCAACUUCUUCGCUUUGGACCGGCCGGUUCACUCGAACCGCGUCGUUUCACCUUCGACCCGGUCGGACAAGCCUCAGAGGAGGACGUGUAUGUGCUCACCCACAAACCACCCAGGCUCGUUCCGGUGCAGCCUGCACAAGGGCGUCGCCGGCGGAGCGAAAGCGGCGACGUGCGGGGGCUCCGGUGGGCUGAGUAUGAGGCGGUCCGCCGUCGUGAAUUCCCUCGCGAGAUUGGGUGCUGCGAAGGGGGGUCUGGCGGCUCUGAUCCGCCCCUCUUCCUGCCACCAGCGCCGGCGGGGCGAUUUCCGGCCGGGACCCAGCAGGCUUUCCGCAAUGUCGAUGAAUUGA